Molecule: messenger RNA, 712 nt
Organism: Sodiomyces alkalinus F11
Lineage: Eukaryota; Fungi; Ascomycota; Sordariomycetes; Glomerellales; Plectosphaerellaceae
Exons: 2
Coding region: 148-462 (104 amino acids)
Source: RefSeq, a predicted model, not a curated record
UCUACAAGUAAUUAUGAUAUCUCUUUCCCACUCUUCACUUGAUAUCCCGCCCGGAUCGCAAAUCUCCCUCCAAUCUCAAAUCACAACCGGCUAUCCAACGCCCAAAUUCAGCAAACGCAAGGGAUCCCGUACAUUGAAACAUUCAUCAUGGCUGAUCAAAUCAACGCCCACACCGACCAGCAGCAGCAGCAGCAGCAGCACGAACCAGGUCUGAUGGCCGGACACGCCGAAUACCUGAAGGGUGUGGCCGAGAGCGGCAUCGGAACCAUCACGGGCUCGCAGGCCUGGUCUUCUUCGGGCGAACAGGACAAAGUCCACGCCACUUCGAACUUGAGAGCCGCCGCCGAGGCACGCGACCCCGCCAAGCAGGGCUACGGCAAGGUUGAGGAGAUUGCCGGCCGGGUUCUUGGAUGCGAGGGGAUGAAGAAGGAGGGCAUUGCUAGUGCGCGGAAGGGGCAGUAAGGGUGGGCCAUAUUUAACAUGUGCCCUGUGCCCUCUGCUGUCGUCGGUUGGCUUGUUGUCCGCCGGCCGGCGAAUGCGUCUGUAGUACUUACCGUACGAUGUUGGGCGAGAAAAAUUACCGUGUACAACACCUGUGGGAUUUGUCUUUAUAUCACGAUACGAAUGAACGGAUGACGAGGGAGGCAAAUUCAGACGAUGGACAGCUGAAUUAUACGGACUAAAAUCAAUUUAUUCCGGCACCUCUCUCUUU